AUGAUUAACCGCAUUAGCACUAGCAACAGUCCUGUUGGGACGUCUUGUACGUUAAUCUGCCGCCACUUCGCGGCAUUCCGAAGGCGUAAGGUGAACGCGCUGCCUCUCUCCAGCCAGGCGGGAAAGCCGCAAGGCGACGACGCCUAUGACCCGCCCAUCCCACCGAGCUUCAUUCCGUGUGACGCCACAUCGUAUCAGCGCGGAUGGAAGCCAGUGCAGGGAGAUCCCGUCCCAGGUUACGAGGUGCCUACCCGUUUCCGCAUUGGCAUGAGGCAGCAUACAUCAGCGGACAAGAAAAAUGCGGUGACGUAUAGUCGCGACACAGAAUUCGGACAGACGUACACUGAUUUCUCGGGAUUGAGGUUUCCAACGCUGGACACUGCGGAGAACACGAACUACUGGAAGGACACCGGACUGAACCGCCUGCUGCCGCGCAUAUUCCCCAUCAAGCUACCGAUGAAGAGGAAGAUAGACCCUCUCAUGCGCGAGUAUAUGUUCUUUUUGCACAAUCUGGAUCCGGGGAGGUUCACAAUUCCGCGAAUCGCGGAGCGCUACGGGUUCAAAGAAAGCACGGUGCGAGAGGUGGUCAGAGAGUUCAGCCUGCUCAAUUUCAUUUUAUACAACAAGCUGUGCGAUCCGAGGGAUAAGCGGAUAACGUUGGAAGAGGCGAGGUUACAGCUGAAGGAGCAGGCCUAUCGGGACAAUAUUGGUAAGCUCUUAAGACAGAUACAUAACACACAACCAGGAUACGUCCACGUCUCUGACGAAGCUGAUGAAGAAGAGAACGAGUUCCAAGGUUUCGGGAGCACGGCGGAUUGGGUCUAUCGGCAGUCAGUGCAAGUUGAGGGGCUCUCAGCAUUCCCACUGCCAUCCACCAGGGACCCCAUGCCUAAGCGUGUCGACGUCGACUUAACAGUAAAGCACACCAAAAACGUCAAAGUGAUUAACUGGAUCGAUCCUAGCGAUAAGGUGGUAUUUUAA
Messenger RNA from Babesia bigemina, 981 nucleotides. RefSeq lists its product as hypothetical. The coding region runs from base 1 to 981 and encodes 326 amino acids. Lineage: Eukaryota; Apicomplexa; Aconoidasida; Piroplasmida; Babesiidae. The transcript has 4 exons. The record is from RefSeq and is a predicted model, not a curated record.